Messenger RNA from Paramormyrops kingsleyae, 1553 nucleotides. RefSeq names its product NFU1 iron-sulfur cluster scaffold homolog (S. cerevisiae) (gene nfu1). The record is from RefSeq and is a predicted model, not a curated record. Lineage: Eukaryota; Metazoa; Chordata; Actinopteri; Osteoglossiformes; Mormyridae. Gene Ontology annotation, biological process: iron-sulfur cluster assembly. Gene Ontology annotation, molecular function: iron-sulfur cluster binding; iron ion binding. Gene Ontology annotation, cellular component: mitochondrion.
AAAGUUACGGGCUUUUGGCCAAGGCUGGGAGGAACUGCGUCACGAGACGCUUUUUCGCCUAAACAUGGCGUCCUACCGGCGGUUUCGCCUGCUGCUGCCUGUUGCCACCUUUAUAUCGAGGCGGAUACGUCCCAUAUCCCUUCCUGAUUGUCAAGGUCCAAGGCUGCUUUGGGCAACACAAAAAGGGAGAAAAGCAAGAUGGGCUCUUAUGCCCACCACAUAUUUUCCAGUGAGGACCAUGUUCAUUCAGACCCAAGACACUCCAAAUCCAAACAGCCUGAAGUUCCUGCCAGGUCGCAUGGUGCUGGAAAUGGGAACACUGGAUUUCGCCAGCCCCCGCGAUGCACACUGCUCCCCAUUGGCUAGACAGCUCUUCAGAAUCGACGGUGUGAAGAGUGUUUUCCUGGGUCCAGAUUUUAUCACUAUUACCAAGACAGAUAUAGAUAUUGAGUGGAAAGUGAUUAAGCCAGAUGUUUUUGCUACCAUUAUGGACUUCUUCACGUCGGGCUUGCCCGUCGUCAAUGAGGACGCGCCUCGGCCGGAUACAGCCCCCUGUGAGGAUGACGACGAGGUGGUCGCCAUGAUCAAAGAGCUGCUGGACACUCGGAUCAGGCCAACAGUGCAGGAGGACGGCGGCGAUGUGCUGUACCGUGGCUUCGAGGACGGCAUUGUGAAGCUGAAGCUCCAGGGCUCUUGCACCAGCUGUCCCAGCUCCAUCGUGACGCUGAAGAGGGGCGUUCAGAACAUGCUGCAGUUCUACGUUCCGGAGGUAGAGGGCGUGGAGCAGGUGACUGAUGACGAUGGAGUAGAGCGGGAUGCACAGGCAUGAGUGUUUUGGCAGCCAGUCCAAACUCUGCAUCCAGACACUGCCAUCAUCGGCCUGGCUUCAAAGACGUCUCAAAAUCGACAGCGACCUCCUUGUGUGCAUUUCGGACUAUUGGGAGAGCAGUAUGACGUAUUCGCUUGGAAGACCACAGCUGUGUUUCAUGCAUGAGAUUGCUGAGCAGGCAGCAGUGACAUAUCAGUGUGACAUCAGUGGUCUGUCACUUAGUACACGUACUUUAUCUGUCAAAUGACUGGAGAAUUUAACAGCAGUGGCAUUCUUAACUAAAACCUUGGCUUUUUAUUGCCUUUUCUGCUUUUUUUUUUUUGCAAAACCUGCAAACAAUAUUUUCCACAUUCAUUUUUAUAACAUUACUUGCUGCAAACCAUACUGAAAGAAGUAAAGGUCCUCAAGAGAAUUGUUUUCCAUGACGACCAUAGAAGCAUAUACGAAGAGAAUGUCACUAGAUAUAGUCACAUACACUUGGUCUCUUGUCCUUUGUUGUCUUAUAAAAUUAGUAAUCAGAAAAUUAUUUGCAGAUAUUUGGGUGAUGUACCUCAAACUAUAGCUGUAUUUACAAAGUACUCUAGUAACUUUCAUGUGAAGUAUUACAGGAUGAUAAAAGGGUACUAUCUGAAAAUGUAUAAGAUUUGUGAAAAUUAAGAGAAAUAAUGCAAAUACUAAUUCAUAGAUUGCUUAAUAAAGUAAAAAAAAAAACAAGUCACAGUGA